GGGAGGGGAAGGAGACAGGGAGAGAAAAAGGAAGCUCUCCGACAAGUUUUUUUGUGUGUUUCUCCAAAGUUACACCAACUUUCACAAUCCAAAGGUAUGACUGGAGGCCCGGUGUGGAUCAACAUGCUGAAGAGAGAGAUCUGAAGGGAGGGACGGGCACCAGUUUGUCAGCAGUUGUGCACAGCUGAUGACAACAUCAAAUAUUAACACUUUCUAAGGCCUUGGGCCUCGAGUGACCAUAAAAAGACCCUGGACAGAGAAAAGGGCACACAAUGUCCUCUGAACUGGACUCCAGUCUCACCAGUAUUGACUGGCUGCCUCAGCUGGGAAUCAGCAGCCUGCGCUCGGGGAAAGAGAGAGGAGGAGGAGGAGGAGGCGAGAGGGACAAGAAGAAAGACAGAGGGAGGGAGAGAGGAGACUUUCUACCCUCUGUGCCGGACCCCUCCCCUUCUAACUAUAAAGGGAAACCCCCUCACAGCUACGCCACUCUCAUCGCCAUGGCAAUAGCAGCUGCACCUGAGAGGAAGUUGAGUUUGAAUGACAUCUACACCUGGAUCAGUGACACGUUUCCCUACUACAGCCGAGCGGGCCGUGGAUGGAAGAACUCCAUCCGUCACAAUCUGUCUCUUAAUAAAUGCUUCAGGAAAGUUCCUCGGCCUCAGAAUGACCCCGGCAAGGGCUCAUAUUGGACGAUGGAUGGACCUGCAGAGAAUCCAGUGAGGGCACCGAAGCGUCCCUACCCAGAGGAGGAAGAGGAGAGGCAGGAUGUUCUUCAAGUACAGGGGUCACAAGCAGAGAGAGGAGCCUCUCCUCAUCAACCACCACAACCACCCCCCAACACAGACCACCAUCUUCAUAACACAGAGCCAAUGGGAGCCAUCCAGCAGCAGCCGCCCCACUCUGCCUCCCUCUCUCCUCCCCCAUGCAAGCAACCGUCACACUACAUGCCCAGCCCGGGGUCGACUCACCCUGUCCAUCAUCCAUCGGCCUCUCCUUCAGCUGGGCUCCCACCUGCCGCCCCCAUCUCCUCCAUCAACUCCUUCCCACCUCCCCAUCCACCUGGCCCCACUUACUCCAUCCCCACUGCCUCUGCUACGCCUCUGUCUGCUGCCAACAUGUCCGCAGCUUCUUCGGUGGCUCCCUCUUUCUCCAACGCCAUUCUGACCUUUCCUGCUAACUCAGUGUGUGCUCCCACUUUCUCCUGUGCUCCUAACGCAGCGCCUGUGUCUGUGUGCACUGUGCCAGGACCCACUCUCCCCUCUGUGUGUGUUGUCCCAUCAUCUGUUGCUCCUGUUGUCUCAUUAAACUCCUCCACUGAUCCUCCGCUGCGCUUCACCUUCGAUGAGAUGACCUUACCGGACUUGUACGCGUCUUUCAAGUCUCUCUUCAAGACCAUGCGGGAGCGGGGGGGCUCACAGUCUGAUGGUGCUCCUCUGGCUGUCCCGCACAGUGACACUACCCCUCUUCACACUCCGACUCUGUUACCAUUGUCCCCUCACCCUGCUCCUGCACCGCCCGCACCACCUCCACCAGCUGCGCACCCGCCUGAGACGGACCGCAUUCCACAAUACACGGUGCCAGCUGACUGGUUCAGUAACCCAGAUUCUCUGAAGGAGAGCUUCCGCAUUGCCAGCAGUCUAGACUGGGCAAACAUAGACCUCUCUAGUCACCCAGACCUGCUGGAGAGCAUGCGGCAGGCGGAGCUCUGCGACUGGGCCCUGGACCCAGCGCUCUUCACCUCCCUCUGUGACUCUCUGAACCGCUUCUUCACUCAGAAAGGCAUGAUCAACUCCAUGAGUAACUCCCCACUCGCCCUCGGUGCACCUCACCCCGUACAGGUCCCAUCGUUCACCUCCAACCCUCCUCCUACCCUCUCCAGCCUCACUCACCCCUCACCCCUCCCUUACUCUCCCAUGGCUCACCCCAUCGGUGGCGUGCAGCCGCCCCGGAGGGCUCUGCACCUGCAGGGACAAGGCCUCCACAGGCCACAGCUAACACAACCUGCACACACAACCGCUGGGAUGCAGCCUCAGUCUAUGACGCCUCGACAGCGUCCUCCAUUAAAGAGUCUCCACAGCAACAGUGAGGAGAUCCAGGACGACUUUGACUGGGACUCUCUGCUCGCCUGAGCCUCGCCGUGAGCGUGUGGAGAAACAACAGAACUUUUCAGAGAAAUGUGGCUCUCACAGCCGUCUUUACUAAACUCUAUGCAGAGGCUGCCUCACUUGUGCAUCCUGAAGCUUCUCAGAGAGCAAGUUUGAGAUCAAGUUUGUCACAUAUGACUGAAUGCUGUAUUUCAAGGUUGAAAUAGUUGUAUGUUUUUUUUCCACGUUUUAUUCAAAUUCAUAUGCUGUAAUAACUUCUGUUAAGCUUUUCUUCUGCAGGUAAUCAGCAGGGUGUUUUUUCUGUUUUAGAUUUAUAAACAUGUUCACCAAAGAAAAUAAAGUGUAAAUUUAUUCUCGUCACAUUUUGUUCUCCGCAGCAGUAAAAAAAAAAAAAAAAAACCCACAUAUGGGAUAUAGACAUGAACUACAGAGGAAGCAUGAAACAAGCCAAACACACAUCCUGUGUUUUUGUUUUAUUUCAUAAAUUCCUUUUGAUUUUUUUUUCCAUUUUACUUUUCAAAUGUGAAUGUUCACAGUCAUCACCACACAAAAUUCAACCUUACCCGAUAAAAGAGAUAUUUUUCUUGUUGAUAUAAAAUAACAAUAAAUUCAUCAAACUAAAUUAAAAGAACAGCAUGGAGCAUGUCGUCAAGUCCCAUUUUUUUUCUUCCUUUCAUUCACUGAAAUAAUUGUCUUUUUUUUUUUAAAGAAGCAUCAGUAGCUCUCCCUCCCCAAAGGACAGAGGGACGAAACAGGUGGACAGUGGUGCUCUGGGACACCUGGACACCAGGGAUCUCAUGAAAUGUGAGAUUGGAAAAAAAUAACUAAUGCUUCCGAUUAACAAAAAAAAAAUAAAAAUGAUUGGCAGAGAAAUGUGUGACCCUUAUAAUACCUCAUUUGAAAUCCCAACAUUACAUAUUAUUAAUACAAGUGACAAUUUUUAAAAACAAAAAUAAUGGAUGUCAUUUCUUCCUCUCUGAGUCACUGAAAUAAUUUGGGACACAGGAAAAAUGGAGACCGAUAUUGAUACAUAUACACAAAAACAGGCAUUUGCACUAUUGCAUACUUGCACACUCACAAAUGAGCAUUCAUAUUCUCACAUUGCUGCAAACACACACAUUCAUCAAACAUCCCAUCAUUUUCCCCGUCGGACCACAGAUGUCAGAGCUCUCUUUAGUUUUCUACAAUAGUAAGGAAGGGGGGAAAAUAAGCAUUUGAUUUAAAUGGCAUAAUCGUGUGAUCUUCCUUGUUUAUUUGUUCCCAAAAAUUGGAAAAAAAUAAAUUACAUUUAACAUUAAAUUAAAUUAAAAGUGAAAUAGUUUGACCACAUUGUGCCUUAAAUGUUAAUGCAGGUUUUUCAGUCCAUAUCUCAGUCUGGAGUUCGUUUAAAAUUCAUCCUUCAUGCACUCGUUUCAUUUCAGUGGUUCAGUGUUUGUCUUCAUUCUAGAGGGAGAGAAGAGGAAGAGGCAGGUACGACAGUUUCACUGUUCAGUUUGUUAGUGGCUAAGUCCCCUCUCCCUCUGUCUCUCUCUCAGUGCGUUAAUAUUACAACAGAGUGACACUACUGAAGAAGCCUGCGCUCACAGACUUACCUUCAUCUCAAGACAGGACUGAAAAAAACAAAACAAAACAAAAAAAAAA
This is a messenger RNA of Epinephelus lanceolatus (giant grouper), 3746 nucleotides long. It is a transcript of the gene foxj2, whose product is annotated as forkhead box J2. Gene Ontology annotation, molecular function: RNA polymerase II cis-regulatory region sequence-specific DNA binding; DNA-binding transcription factor activity, RNA polymerase II-specific. Gene Ontology annotation, biological process: regulation of transcription by RNA polymerase II. The record is from RefSeq and is a predicted model, not a curated record. Gene Ontology annotation, cellular component: nucleus. Lineage: Eukaryota; Metazoa; Chordata; Actinopteri; Perciformes; Serranidae.